CCUGGAUAAAAACGUGUUCUUCGGAGCUCUUCAGGUCAGACGUCAGCGAGACGGGUGAACCCACAUCAAAGAACAAGGUCUCCCAGGCAGCCGGUCGCGUGUGCAUCCUGCAGCAGCAUGAAGGGAUCCCACUUGUUCCUCUGCCUCCUCUCCGUGUCCUGCUGCCUGAAUUUGAUGCCGACAGCUGGGAACAAAAUCUUCCACUUUGGACUGUGCAGGGUUUCAAUGAGCGUGACCGAGAUUAGGUCUGGUUUCACCGCAAUUAAAGCCAACAUUCAAGCCAGAGACCCCAUCAGGACCCUCAGCAUUUUGUCUUACCCACAUUCUCUGCACAAGGUUAAGUCAUUAGACAGAUGCUGCAUCACCCAUCACCUCUUCAACUUCUACGUGGACAAAGUCUUCAAGCACUGCAAGACCGAGGAUUCGUACAUCAACCGGAAAAUCAGCAGCAUCGCCAACUCCUUCCUCAGCGUGAAGAGGAAACUCGGGCAGUGUCAUGAGCAGAAUAGGUGCCUGUGUGGACAGGAAUCCGAUGAGAAAUUUAAGCAAAUACUUGCAAACUACGAAGGGCUGAAUGUCACAUCUGCAGCAAUUAAAUCCCUGGGUGAGCUGGACAUCCUACUAGACUGGAUAGAGAAAUCUCCUUAGAAAGCAGAAGGCGUUAACGACCCGCCAGCGACUGGGGCUAAGGAAGCUGCUGGGACAUUGCACACACCAGCAGUGAAGGGGCAAAUAAUGUACUGUAUCAGUGCAGUUCCUCACCGAUGGCAGCUAGGGUCAAUCAAACACUUGAGUGUUUCGCUAGCCGGAUACCCAGGGGAAUGUGUCAGCAGCGUCUUGCAUUAAGAUGGAAAUACCAAGUUUGAUCAAAUCAGCAUAACGCUGGCUUAGCUGGCUUCUAUCAAAGGAUGCUCUCCAAGGGAAAAUCUGAAAGAGUUCCUCUUGCUAGCAGACAUAAGCUGUGAUCAUUUAAUAAAAGUAUUGUUUAAAUUAUAAAAUUUUUGUAUUGUGAAUGUGUAUUCGUGAGUGCUGAGUGCCUGCUGGAAUGGCUCUGGUGUAGAGAUAAUAAAUGCUCAUAUAGUUGACAGUGUAGAGUAGUUGAUAAUGAAUGAUUGAUGGUAGUGGUGUGGAGUUGUUGAUAAAUGCUGAAACGAGGUGCACAGGGUGAGAAAUGCUUCCAAGAAUAGGUCCUAGCAGGUAUGUCAGGCCUUAGAAAUCUGUCUUUCCUUUUGAGAUUAUAUUUUCUGCCUUAUCAGUAAAAGAAAACCUUCUAUGCAAGAUAUGUGGUUGCUGAAUAGAAAAAGGUUCUUGUAGGUAUUGUGUAAUUUACCGACACUCAGUAGUAAGUUUUGUGGAAAUCUGUUGCAAUUACUGCAAAUAAACCCCACUUGAAACUGUGCUGAGUCUGUUUGUCAAAAUUCAGAGGAAUUAUAUGUUUCUUGUUGGUGAAACUUUAUGAACUCACCGUGGUGCCCUUUCAUAGCAGAUAUUGUCACUCCUGGUAAUGCUAGCAUCCCAGAGGUGACGCAUUGUUCCUGGCAUACCAGAAAGACCAAAGUUUAGACCUGAAUGAUGUUAAGUCAUCCCGGCUUGUCCACCAGACCAUUUUUACUGUGCAUAAUGUGUAGCUCUGGUCUGUUUUCACCCAUUUCGGGCUCUUUUAGCCCUCAGUGGCUGCACACGCAUUGCUGGUACCCUCUGGUUCUGCACGCUCUAAUUUAAUUUUCCACUGUGUUUUCCCACAAGGUGUUAAUACACAUAGCGCUGCAGUAUCUGACAAUGGCAGAGGACUAAUGUCUUAGUAAAUGAACCAAGACGACCCGGAUCAUGUCUCCAAGCAGCCAGGCGGUGUUACAUACUGCUGGUGUCAGGGCCCAGGUAAAUGCUUGGGGAGCAGCUGGAUGUUUAUGUCCCUGGUAGCCCUCUAGUCCUAAUAGUUCAAGUGAUAAAGUCUUACUGCUGCAUUCUUUAGACUUAAGGCUCGAGUCAGACUGGAGGGUAGAUCUCUGACAUGGUGGAUUUUGCUCUAAGAAUCAACUAAGCUGAGCAAGGUGUACCGAAACUCCUGCCAGCUGUGGCAGCAAGAGCAGAGCCAGGACAUUGCAUGCUUUCCCCAGCUCUGAGCAGCUCUUAUGGCUGUUAGGGCAAAGUUAUUGCCUCUAGGCCUUGCACAAACCCCUUCUCAACACUUCUGUUCCCAUGG
Messenger RNA from Chroicocephalus ridibundus (black-headed gull), 2203 nucleotides. RefSeq names its product interleukin-20-like. The transcript is spliced from 6 exons. NCBI's taxonomy places the organism in Eukaryota, Metazoa, Chordata, Aves, Charadriiformes, Laridae. The coding region runs from base 118 to 648 and encodes 176 amino acids. The record is from RefSeq and is a predicted model, not a curated record.